CACUGCGUGAGCUGCUGAAACAAAAAUCACAGGUCCUGGGAAAGCCUACUGCCGCACAGAUGGAUCCCAAAGAGCAGCCCCGAGCUGCCCAGCGGAACAGAAAAGAGACCUCAGAGCAGUCGAAGAGAGAUGAGCCACCCCAAGAGAAACUCCAGGGGGCUGUGGGGGGAUCUGCCCGCUCUGGGCCUAAGAGGGCCAGGAAGGUGCCGGUGCCUCCCACAGAGGCCAGUGGAACCCAGCAUCAGGAAGGAGCCCAAAAAAGGACCAACGGCAACAUCCUCACGAAGCCCGGGGACAUCAAGCGCAAGAAGCGGAAAGCUGGGGGUACAGCUGUGGUCUCUGCCCCCGCCCCACCCACUGAGGAGGACAUCUGGUUUGAUGAUGUGGACCCAGUCGACAUUGAGGCUGCCUUGGGCCCAGAGGCAGCCAGGGUAGCGAGGAGGCAGCUCGGGCAGAACGAGAGCAGCGUCUCCCUGGAGAAGGAGCAGGCCUUUGACGGAGCUUUGGUUCCCAGCCUGACUAAAGCCUUGGCCUUGGACUGCGAGAUGGUGGGCGUGGGCCCCAAGGGGGAGGACAGCAUCGCUGCCCGCGUGUCGCUCGUGAACCAGUAUGGGAAGUGCGUAUACGACAAGUUCGUCAAGCCGACGGAGCCUGUGACGGACUACAGGACAGCCAUCAGCGGGGUGCGGGCCGAGCACCUCCAGCAGGGCAAGGAGCUCAGCGUUGUGCAGCGUGAAGUGGCAGCCAUGCUGAAGGGCAGGAUCCUGGUGGGGCACGCGCUGCACAAUGACCUGAAGGUGCUGUUUCUUGAUCAUCCCAAGAGGAAGAUCCGGGACACGCAGAAGUACAAGCCUUUCAAGCGGCAGGUGAAGAGCAGCAGGCCAUCUCUGAAGCUGCUUUGUGAGAAGAUCCUGGGUGUCAGAGUCCAGCAGGAAGAGCACUGUUCGGUCCAGGACGCCCAGGCAGCAAUGAGGCUCUAUGUCAUGGUGAAGAGGGACUGGGAGAGCGUGGCCCAGGACAGGCGGCCCCCGGCCAGUGCCCAGGACCGCCGCAGUGAGGACACAUAGUUCCCACCCUCCGCCCUGUGGUGGCACCUCGACACCCCCAGCAUGGGACCAGAUCAUGGGACCAGUGUCUCCCAAAAGAAGCACGUCUGGCGAGCCGCUUUCAAGGCCGAGGGUGCAGGGCAUGAGCCACGGGACGGGUGUGCAGGAGAGGACACGAGGUGUGUGUCCCAGGCAUGGCCAACAGGUCAGGUGUGCAGGAGAGGGACACCUAGCUGCUGCCGUUGCUUUGAUGAGCUCUGGGGGGGUUGGCCUGGUGCUCAGGUAGCUGCCCCGAGGCCACUUUGCCCUCUUAUCAUGGAUGAGGGGAUAGGCUGUGCCAGACCACAGGGACCCAGACCAGGUGCCUGCAGCAGCCACUGGUACAGCAGCUGCCUCACUGCGGACUGGACUUUGCUGAGGCUACGGGACCCUCGAGAGGGACUUUGUGGGGGCGGGCUCUGCCCUCCAUUUACUGCAGGUGACCCAGGGUUGCCACAGAUGGGCACCCAGCAGAGACUUGCACCAGAACACCCAGACACUGGCACCGAAGCAGUGCCUCCCCUGGUCAGAAAGGCUGUGGGCUCCAGCAGGCCAGCCAGGCACAUGCUGGCGGGGCCUAGGGGCUGGGCUGGGCUGGGGUGGCGUGGCCGUUACACUGACAGGGACUGAAGCCCAAGCCAGCCAUCUGCCUGCUGUGGGGACCCUCCAGGCCGACACUGACAAAGGCAGCCAGGUGCUACAGGAGGGGGGUGUGGGCCUGCGCAGGAUAUGCAGGGCUCUGGGUCUCAUCCCCAGCACACAAAUAAACACUGGGCACUGUG
Messenger RNA from Octodon degus (degu), 1867 nucleotides. It is a transcript of the gene Rexo4, whose product is annotated as REX4 homolog, 3'-5' exonuclease. Gene Ontology annotation, biological process: rRNA processing; DNA catabolic process. The transcript has 9 exons. The record is from RefSeq and is a predicted model, not a curated record. Gene Ontology annotation, cellular component: nucleus. Lineage: Eukaryota; Metazoa; Chordata; Mammalia; Rodentia; Octodontidae. Bases 60 to 1067 code for a protein of 335 amino acids. Gene Ontology annotation, molecular function: nucleic acid binding; 3'-5' exonuclease activity.